UGCCUCCUCUCAAUCAUCAACGUAGCCUAGCUUAGCGAAAUGGGGGCUCAGUCCCUUUGCCGUAGAGUCCUUCUGGGAUUCUUGCUGUCAUUGUUUAUUGCAGGUUUUUGCUAUGGUACUGAUGAGAGCACAGUCCGGGUGGUUGGGUUUGGAGAAUGUGCAGAUUGUAAGGAGAAUAACAUUAAGACCAGUCAGGCAUUUUCAGGGCUUCGUGUAACUAUUGAUUGCAAGCUCGAGAAUGGAGAGAUGCAAAGAAAGGGAGUUGGAGAGCUAGAUAAAGAUGGUAAGUUUGAGGUGUCAUUGCCUAAGGAAAUAGUGAAGGAAGAAUGCUAUGCACAGCUCCACAGUGCAUCUGCUGCACCUUGCCCUGCGCACAAUGGCAUUCAGGCCUCCAAGAUUGUUGCUAAAAGGGAUGGAAAGCAUGCGUUGGAACCAGCUGGGAAUCUGAAAUUCUCAACAGCUGUUUGCCAAUCGGCUUUCUUGUGGCCACACCCCAAGCUGCCACCCUUCCCUAAGUUGCAUCCAUGGAAGAAGCAUUUCCCUAACCUUCCACCCCUCCCACCAUUGAAGCACUUUGGCCACCCUUUCCCUAUUCCACCAAUUAGCAUUCCACCCAUCAAGCCACUCCCACCCAAGCCACCAAUUUACUUUCCACCCAUCAAGCCACUCCCACCCAAACCACCGGUUUACAUUCCACCAAUAAAGCCACUCCCACCCAAGGCACCAGUUUACGUUCCACCAGUAAAGCCACUCCCACCCCCUGUCCCCAUCUACAAGCCUAAGCCUAAGCCACCAGUUUACGUUCCACCAGUAAAGCCACUCCCACCCCCCGUCCCCAUCUACAAGCCUAAGCCUAAGCCACCGGUUUACGUUCCGCCAGUAAAGCCACUCCCACCUCCCGUUCCCAUUUACAAACCAAAGCCUAAGCCACCGAUUUACGUUCCGCCAGUAAAGCCACUCCCACCUCCCGUUCCCAUUUACAAACCAAAGCCUAAGCCACCGGUUUAUGUUCCACCAGUAAAGCCACUCCCACCUCCCGUCCCCAUCUACAAGCCAAAGCCUAAGCCACCGGUUUACAUUCCUCCGGUAAAGCCACUUCCACCCCCGGUCCCCAUCUACAAGCCAAAACCUAAGCCGCCGGUUUAUGUUCCACCUGUAGUCAAGCCAUGUCCACCCACCGUCCCCAUCUACAAGCCAAAGCCUAAGCCACCCAUUUACAUUCCACCUAUAAAGCCACUCCCACCCCCAGUUCCCAUCUACAAGCCAAAGCCACCAGUUUACAUUCCACCAGUAAAGCCACUUCCACCCCCCGUCCCCAUUUACAAGCCAAAGCCACCAGUUUACAUUCCACCAGUAAAGCCACUUCCACCCCCCGUCCCCAUUUACAAGCCAAAGCCACCGGUUUACAUUCCACCUGUAAAGCCACUUCCACCUCCUGUCCCCAUUUAUAAACCAAAGCCACCAAUUUACAUUCCUCCAAUUGUAAAGCCACUUCCACCUCCCGUUCCUAUCUACAAGCCAAAACCAAAGCCACCAAUUUACAUUCCUCCAAUAGUGAAGCCAUUGCCACCUAUUUACAAGCCAAAACCAAAACCACCUAUUUACAUUCCUCCAAUAAUAGUAAAACCACUUCCACCUCCGAUCCCCAUCUACAAACCCUUGCCUCCAAUAAUAAAGAAACCAUGCCCACCUAAGAUCCCAAGCCUUCCUCCAUUCCACCAUCCACUCCUCCCUCCUCUGCCUCCUCAUAUCCCUCACCCAUAAUAAAAUAGUGGAAUAUAUAUUUCAUGCAAGUAUCAAUAGUCCUGCUGGGUGCAAUGCAUGUAGCAGGCUUCAUUUAUGUUUCUUCAAGCAGUGAUUAGCUAGCUUUGGUUUACGUAGUGAUAAUUUCCGGUUGUGCAAUAAGAGGAACUCAAGGAAUGGACUAUAUGAUUGAUCAAUUAAAGAAUGGAGUGGACGAAAGGCUAGCUAGUGGCUGGAUAUUAUAUUAGUUAAAAUUGCUUUUGUUUAUUUGUGGAAUGAGAUUGUGCCCAUGUUGGUUGGUUGGCGCUGCCCAUGUUUGUAAAUUUCUAUUAAGUGAAUGCUUUUUCAGUGUAUUAUUACCGCAAAUAAUAUACCACUUUCAAUUGAAUUUUAUAUUUAUUCUGUAA
Molecule: messenger RNA, 2150 nt
Organism: Ipomoea triloba (trilobed morning glory)
Lineage: Eukaryota; Viridiplantae; Streptophyta; Magnoliopsida; Solanales; Convolvulaceae
Product: repetitive proline-rich cell wall protein 2-like
Exons: 2
Coding region: 40-1764 (574 amino acids)
Source: RefSeq, a predicted model, not a curated record